This is a messenger RNA of Salvelinus namaycush (lake trout), 2798 nucleotides long. Its product is annotated as microtubule-associated protein RP/EB family member 1-like. Gene Ontology annotation, biological process: regulation of microtubule polymerization or depolymerization; spindle assembly; protein localization to microtubule plus-end. Lineage: Eukaryota; Metazoa; Chordata; Actinopteri; Salmoniformes; Salmonidae. The transcript is spliced from 7 exons. The record is from RefSeq and is a predicted model, not a curated record. Gene Ontology annotation, cellular component: spindle midzone; microtubule organizing center; microtubule plus-end. Bases 398 to 1168 code for a protein of 256 amino acids. Gene Ontology annotation, molecular function: microtubule plus-end binding.
UAACUAAAUUCGACACUCAUUGGGCCCAGUUAUCCAUCUCUUCCCAUAUCCACCAGUGAGCUCCAGCAUGCGUCUAGACUUUACGUCUUGGCGUCGUUUGACUUGAGAACAAACGCACGCAGUUGCGUUUAAAGAAAUCACCUCACCCGUAGAUUUCUCGAAUGAACUGAGAGCAGUAAACAUUGACGUCUGUUGAAUUAAUAUAUUGGCAACACCUACGCCAAAACAGGGAAUGGUCCCCACUGAACCAGUAGUAGGCCCCCCCACCACCACCUGUUGUAUCUCUGACAUGAUUAUAUGGCAUAGAAAUGUCCUAAUAAAAAUAAUCACCUGUGUGCUUUUUCUAACGUGACAUGAAGUUGAAAUCAACAUUUAUCCUUUUGUGCUUCAACAGAAAAUGGCUGUGAACGUUUACUCAACCUCAGUGUGUAGUGACAACUUGAGUCGUCAUGACAUGCUUGCAUGGAUCAACGAAUCGUUACAGAUCAACCUGACUAAGAUAGAGCUGUUAUGUUCAGGUGCGGCCUACUGCCAGUUCAUGGACAUGCUCUUCCCCGGCUGUGUGCCUUUGAAGAAAGUCAAAUUUGCUGCAAAACUAGAGCACGAAUUCAUUCACAACUAUAAGAUCUUGCAAGCUGGCUUCAAAAGAAUGGGUGUCGAAAAAAUCAUCCCUGUUGACAAGUUGAUAAAAAGCAAGUUCCAGGACAACUUUGAGUUUGUGCAGUGGUUCAAGAAGUUCUUUGAUGCCAACUAUGAUGGGAAAGAGUACGACCCUGUGGAGGCUCGCCAGGGCCAAGACUCCAUGUCCAACCCCGCCAUGUUGGCCCUCAACAAGCCCAAGAAAAUCCUCAAUGCUGCACCCCAGCGAGCAGCAGUUGCCAAGGUAGCACCCAAAAUGGCGCCCAGCUUGGCGCGGAGACCAGGGGCUGGCGGAGGUGACGAGGAGCGGGCAGAACUCAUCCAGGAGGUGAAUAUACUGAAGUCCACCAUCCAGGACAUGGAGAAGGAGAGGGACUUUUAUUUUGGCAAACUGAGGAACAUUGAGCUCAUCUGCCAAGAGGAAGGAGAGGGUGAUCCCACACUGCAGAGGAUCGUGGAUAUACUCUACGCCACAGAUGAGGGCUUUGUCAUACCGGACGCUGAGUCAGAGCACCAGGAGGAAUUCUAACGUUCAAGAGUGGAUCAUGCAGCUUUUAAUACAACCCCUCAACCCACCAAACCCCUUCAAUCAGCUACCACAUCUCCAUCCUCGCCCUACUUACAACACCCCCUCCAAAAAAUGUAUCAUGUUAUGUGUUCGUGGUCUCUGAGUGGACUGUAUAUCAAAUGUUUUUUUUUCUGUAAAAUCAAGUUGAAAUAAGUGAAGUGUGUGUGUGUGUGUGUGUGUGUGAAGUACCUCCUCUUCUGAAAGCCCUUCCCUGGGUCAUCCCAUUGGCCCGUAUCAGCAUCAUGUUGGUAGAAGGCAGCCAUUUUGGCUCUAUUUGGGUCCAGAAGAGUGAACUGUCCAUCUGUAAGAUGUCACUUUUUUUGUUUGCUUGUCUUUCCCCUCAAUUUCUGUGUCUGUUCCGGGAAUUGGCGUUACAAGUUCAUUGGAACCUGCACUCACUUUUGUACAUAGUAUUUUUCUUAUUUUACCUGUUUCCUAAAUUAUCACUGUUUUUGCCACGUGUAGCAAUUGUUUUCUGGGUCUGAGCAAAUUCACUUUGAGUUUCUACUUGCUUAAUGUAGUGAUCGUGGGACAUUUUCUUUGCUUUACUAACCAACUGUUCAUAUCCCUCAAACCUAGUUGAGUUCACUACUUUCAUUUGGUCUCCUCCUGUUUGGAUAUUAACCUUUUUUUAAACGGUGCAAUCCUUUUUAUUCCAGGAAAGUGGCAUUUUUUUCUCAAAGAUUCAGGUCAACGCCUCUUAGUGUGGCUGCAAUUCUCGGGACAGCUCAUAACAACCUGACGAUAUUUAUGAAGAAACAUGUUAGAAACUACAAGCUUAUGGUGGAAUACUUUGUGCGUGAUUUAUCUGUUUUGUUUGUCUCUUGGAUGUUGGAAGGCAUGUGCACUGUGGAUGCCAGAAACGCUCUGGUCCCAAGCUUAUCCCAAAUUACCCACUUUUUUUUUUUUGUUGGCAUUUCUCUUGUCUAAAAUUGUUCAGUUGGCAUGGGAUAAAGUUUUAACUUGAUUUAGCACCUCUAGUGUCAAUGCAUCUUCUUAGGGAAUGCAAAAGGUGACUGAUGUUUUUCUAUUUUCUACCUUCAUUUUUAUUUAUUUUUUUACUCCGGUCUUGCAUCUUAAUCUGUUUUGAUUAUGGAGCCACUGCACCAUUGACAGGUUCUAGGCCCAAAACGCUGAUGCGCAAAUAGAACUGCCAGUCUCUGCACUGGAAGAUCAGAGAUUUUCUAAGUUUUAUGAAUUGCCUUAUUCUUAAAUACCUUUCAUAACCUACAUAUGUGACUUUGUACUCUCUUUUUGGCAAAUGUUUGUAAUUCGAUUGAAAGAAUUGUCAUUUCAGAUCUUUUUUUUGUUCUGCUGCUCUGAAUGGCCGUCUAGAGAAUCUGUCAAAUAGAUGUUCAGUUUUCCAGUUAAUACACUGCUCUGACAAAGACCAAUUUACAUUUGUACAUCUUUGAUGGUUCAUUUGAAGUGUUCUGAACUUAUUGGUGUACUUAAUCUAACUCGUGCCACCCAUCUGUUGGCUGAAAUGACCCAGCUGAUUAAUUAGAAGUACAUAACUGUCAAGUCCAAAGUCUUGCCUCCUUGCAGGGCCUGUUAAAUAAUGUGUAUAAUAAAUUGAACAGUAAUGCCA